AUGGCGUAUUUCCAGGCCUCCCACCUGUACACUCGUUUGCGAGACAAUCUCCCCACGCCAUCUAUGCCCGCUCCGAUUUCUGCCGUCAUUCUGGGGAACCAAGGAGGCACGUCGACCAAAGGCGACCCGCGCAAAAGUGUCAAAUGGAUUGACGGCCUCCGCGGAAUCGCUUCGUUCAUCGUAAUCCUCACCCACCUCGCUCGUGGCUGGGACUACGAACUUUUCUCCCCGAGAGACAAUGAAGAUGCAACACCUCGAAUUCUACAAUGGCCGAUUCUACGCAUUCCAUGGCAAGGUCGAAUCGGCGUCACAAUAUUUGGCUUUCUCACUGGGUACGUUUGCGCCUUGAAGCCACUGAAACUAUCCCGAGGAGGCGAUAUCAUGGGCUCCUUUACGACUAUUUCGAAAAGCGCAUUCCGCCGACCCCCGCGCCUGAUCUUCCCUGCGGCAAUUGCUAUGGCUAUCUCGUGGACCGUUGCCCAGUUUGGUGCAUUCACUGUUGCCAAUCGAUCAGAUUGUUGGUGGUGCCGUUAUGCUGCUCCGGAAGUGGAGGAUUCGCUUUGGAAGGAGAUUAUUCGAUUGGGCGAGAACUUUCUGUCCGUUUGGACCACUAAAUACAUGGUCUAUGAUGACCACCAGUGGGCUCUUUUGCCUCUGCUUGAGACAUCGAUGCUGAUUUAUCUCUUGCUAUUUGCCACCAUGUUCAUGCGAUUCCGAUACAGGAUGGUGGUUUACAUCGGCAUGAUUUUAUACUUCCAUCAAGAUGCUGCACCUGAUACAGAAACGUUCCAAAUGCAAGCUGUCUAUGGCAUGCUACUCAGCGACAUGUCCUACAACGCAACGGUUAGAGGCUGGAUCGAGAACCACCCAUACGGUCGCAAGAUGAUUUCCAUUCCACUAACGAUAUUUGGACUCCUCGUUGCUUCAUAUCCAGGCGAGCACCCAGAAUGGGCAUCAUGGUCUGAUAUCAUGUUCAAGGCGUCCGAGUACAUUUUCCCACCAGAUGUCAAUAUUGGAAAACGCUAUUCAGCCCUCGGACUUGACAUGAUGAUUCUCGCAAUUUACGUAUCACCUUCUACGAAGGAAUUUCUCUCGAAUCGCCUGCUGCUCUGGCUCGGAAAACAAAGCUUCGCGGUUUACCUCGUUCACGGCACCUUGCUGCGUGUGGUGCUGGUUUGGAUGCUUUAUGGAAUCAGUGGUCAGCCCUGGGAGGGAGGCGAGGCUGCGACUGAGGAUGAUCGAGAGUGGUUGCAUCUACGCCCGCCGUGGGUCGUAUCCAUUUGUAUUCCCAUUUGGAUCGGAAUUGUUUAUGCCUGUGCAGCGGUGUGGACUGCAUACGUCGAUACAUUCUGUGCAUCGAUGACGCAGAAGCUUGAGAGGGCUGUUUUCGAGGAGGACGAAAAGGCUGCGUUGCCUUUGCCCUCUACUUCGGUCCCUAUGCGCACAACAUGA
This is a messenger RNA of Penicillium argentinense, 1452 nucleotides long. Its product is annotated as acyltransferase family protein. NCBI's taxonomy places the organism in Eukaryota, Fungi, Ascomycota, Eurotiomycetes, Eurotiales, Aspergillaceae. Gene Ontology annotation, molecular function: acyltransferase activity, transferring groups other than amino-acyl groups. The record is from RefSeq and is a predicted model, not a curated record. Gene Ontology annotation, biological process: polysaccharide biosynthetic process. Gene Ontology annotation, cellular component: membrane. The coding region runs from base 1 to 1452 and encodes 483 amino acids. The transcript is spliced from 3 exons.